Molecule: messenger RNA, 4163 nt
Organism: Dermacentor silvarum
Lineage: Eukaryota; Metazoa; Arthropoda; Arachnida; Ixodida; Ixodidae
Exons: 8
Coding region: 138-2159 (673 amino acids)
Source: RefSeq, a predicted model, not a curated record
CAUUCGGGAGCCGUUGUUCCGCAGCGCUCCUCCGUAGUCAGAACCUCGGGCCCGCUCGAUGGCUGCACUUGCCGCCUCAUCUAGCGGACGCUAGGAACUUCUGAGCUGACGGACAAGGCUAGGGCACGGCCGCCGGCAUGCUGCGCAGCGGCUCCCUGCUUGUCCUGGUGGCGGGCCUGGCGCUCUGCCUCGACCUUGAGAACGUCCAGAGGUCAUCCCACUUCCCCGGCUCCGCCGGCCCCUCUUCUCACCAGGGCCAGCAGCACCACUAUGGGGCCUCCAAGCGGACCUCAGUUCCCCGGAGGGACCCCGAGGAACUCCACGGGCGGCCCCUGGUGGCUUCCUCCAGCAGCAGCCCAGAAGAGAGACUCUACUACCGGCUCCUCUCCAGCCGGAUGGCUCGGCUGCUCCCCGCGCUCUUGGGCGAACAGCAGCAGCAGCAGCAGUACGCCGGAGAGGCUCCCUUGGUCGGUGCGUCCUCAUUCUUCGACGACGACAGCGACGACGAGCGGGAUGACAGCCGCCAUGAUGGCCGCGCAGCCGGCAACGGCGGCGUGGCAGAUGAGGACGCCGGAGAGGAGGAGCAGGGAGACGAGCAAGAGGCCGACCAAGUGAUGAUGUACCUGCCCAAGAGAAGCGUUGUCCACUCCACAGCUGGCAGCAUGAGGAGGAGGCUGCAGCAGCCAAUGUUCGCUGACAUGGAUCCGUCGGGACCAGUGUACGGCAUCCGCAAGCGGGUCGCGCCUUUCAAGCGCCGGCUGCACGUCCAGGUGGCGAGGCGAGAAGAAAAGCGCAAGCGCUCCACGCGACGCCAGCAGAAAGACGCGGCGUCUCCCUUCCGGCGGAAGACGCUUAAGAAGGCGUUCGGCAAGAAGCAGACCGCGGCCUCGUCGCUGAAGGAGCACAACCCGUCUUCCACGUCUUCCUUCCGGUUGGGACACCAGGGCUCGGGAAAGAGCUCCGCGGUGCCCUCCGUAAUGGGUAAUGCCACUCUUCACAAAGGGGAAGCCAAGACCGACAGUAAGACUUCAACAGGCGGAACGAGCAGCGGUGGCAGCAAGAAGAAGUACCACAUCAUGAAGCGCAGCAGUUUUAGCACAGACGACAAGAUCACUGGAGAGCUACGCAACAUCUUCGGGGACGACGAAGACAAUCAGAAUAAACGGGACAAAAAGACGUUGAAGAAGAGGGAGAACACAGCGAGCGCGCUGAAAGGUUCAUCGGGAGUUGAGGACGCAUCGGACGUUGUGCCUGUUGGCAGCGAAGGCACAGCGUCCUCGACCAAGGGUGGCGCUGGAACCGCUACCGACGAGGACAAGUUCAAAAAGUGGCUCCUGGAUGAGUACUACCGCACAAUGGCGCUGUCAUUCGCCAGCAUGCGCCGCAAGCGCAUGGCCACACACCAGGACACGCUGGACCUCCGCCAGGUCAAGAGGACGACGCUGCCGCCCUCUGCCCCGGUCCCUGGCACCGCUGACGACCAGUUUCAGGCAUUUGAAGACAAACUCCGCACCAUCGAGGACGCCAUGAUCGGCGAAGCCGUGGCGCUUGUUCGAGACGGCGCUAGUGACGACGCCGAGCUGCGGGCUAUCAACGCCGGCGUCGCUUCGCGACUUGACGCCGCCUACGACCUGGAAAGCGUGCGACAGUCGUUGGACCACCUUCAGUCGACGCUGGAGGACAUGCGUCGCCAGGAGCUUCAGGCAGCCCUGGCGGCGGACGGUGACGACGCCGAGGAAGAGGACAGCAACUCUGCGGCAUCCAUUGCCGCCGCCCCUGGUGUUUUCCGAAACGACGGCGCCGACGUCGAGGAGUUGACGCAGGGCUCUUCGUGGGCCCAGCUGGCCGACAAGCAGAACUGCCCCGCCGUACAGGUGCUCAGCAGUUCGUGUCCAGCGGCGGCGCAGUCUGCCACCCCGGAUCCAGCGAUGCAGAGACUUCUUCUGGACGCCUGCCAGUGGCAACAGACAUGCUAUGUUUGCGGUUCUUACUACGGCCUCGGAGCUGAAGACUGCGAGGGUGGCGCCGGCAGCCGCGGUGGUUCAUCUCAGUUCACGCGGCUGCUGGUCAGUCAACUCCUCCUGCGUCAGGCCAAGAGCGGCCAGACUCAGGCCGCAUGCGCGGAGUCCUGCGUCGCGGACUUCCUGCUGAGUCACUGAGCAGGAGAGAAGCAGUGGCCGACUUCCACGGAUUCGCACUGGAGCGUCCAGCAAAGUUUGUGAAGGAGAUUCCGCCACAGGUCGCUGGUGCAUGGCAGAGCUAAAGAGCUAAAAAAAAAGCAAGUACCAAAGACAACGCGACAAGGAGAUGACUUGCAGCUGCGUGUGAUUAGCGUGUUUAUUUUAUUAACAUUUAACCCAGCCCGUGCCUCUCAGGUCUGUAGUCAGUGAGUCAUGCUAGGUUCAAUAUAUAAUUGCCCUCAUUUUUCUGUGUUCACUUGUAUCUCUUCGGGUAUGUGUAAAACGUGCAGUGUUGGUACGGAAGGUUUUUUCGAUGUUUUUUAGGACCGCUCGAUAUAUUCAUUAAGAAAUGCUCCCGGAUGCGGGUUGAACACGCAUGCUAUGCCGAUGAACAGCAGUUUCGAAGUUGCCUUUUAGGCAAUGGUGACUCGAAGGAGUUGUUUAAUCCAGCCACGGAUAUCUAUAUGUGGACAUUUGCAAGAACCUCCUGUUCUUGGUGUAGGAACAAAUCUGCUCCAAACCGAAGCAUUUUUUAUUUGUCUGUGUAUUUUGAUGAAAAACAUUAUUUCCUGCACUACGGGUUUGUUUGAAGUGGCGUUAAGAACAACUUAUAAUUGUAAAAUCACCCAUUUCUGCACGUAAUCGUCACUGCACGCCUUUAUGUGUACGUCAUGGACAUGUUUACGUAUUUCUUAGCUUACGCCGUUUUUUUUAGUUGAAAAGCAUUGAGAAGGUUCUUGAGAAGCUCGCGCCGCUACUUUUGUUUCGAUACCGGCCAUUUUAUGCGAUCACAGUCCAUGGUGCCUGUUAUUUCGGUUGUAUCGACCUGUCUAAAACAUUAGGGGUGCAUGGUAUAAUUUCGAAGUUAAAAAUGUACCUCUUGUUCGAAGGAUGCUGCGACAAGGGUUGGUCACUUGGCUUCUUGAUACGUAAAUCGACUGUAUUAUCUCUCCAGCAGAGGAGGAGCAAAUAUUCCUGGCCUUCCCCCCAUGCAUCUGAGCGCUAUGUGUGCUUGAAGUUCGAAACCGCCAAAAAUAUUUCACACAUAAUUGCAAAGAUAUGAAAUAUUCAUGUUGAGAGAAAGGUCCUGUUCUCAUCAGUAUAUUUGCAUGAUUCUUGCUGUUGAGUAAUUGUAAUUUCUACCUGCGCACUUGUUUCUCAAUUUCUGUCGUGUUGAAGACCACCACAAAUGUUUUCUAGAUGCAGUCAAUAGUAUAUGUUGAUAGUGUGGCGAUUGCGUGAUUUCAUAUAUCAGAAAGAAAGGCAUAAGUUGCAGGUGGCAGGUGACACGUGGUGUGGUAAAUGAAGUUCUUUGUCCCGCUUUCUUGCUAAAAAGCGGGUAAAGAGUAAAUCUUUGUCGAAUGUUUGGCGCUCUAUUUCGGCGUAAUGGAGUGUACAAAUUAAAAGUGCACCUUGCUUAAGAUUGCCCUGAGUCUUGCGCAUGCGUUUCACCUUUAGUUAGUAAUUUCCAUUGAAAAGCUUAAAACGUCCCAUUUUUCAAGACACCGAGAGGCCGAUCUUCGGGACUUCAGCCACCUUGAGUCUGCAAAGACACAAAAUACAAAGGCAAUAGAUGCUCUUGAAUUUGCCUGACCGCAGUGCGCGCACGCGCUGCCAAGGAGGUGUGGAUGCUCUCAUAGAAGGCAUGAAACGCGUUACCAAAGUGUCUCAUCUGAUUAUGGUAUGUGCACUUGUGAUUUGUGACGUCUGCACAUUUCGCAUACGAUCGCUAAUAGCACAGCGUUGGCGUCGCGGUACGGUACAUUUGUAAGGGCAGGUGGAUCUUGAUUGCUGUGGCCGCUGCAUGUUCCGACCUGAUUCAGAUGACCUCAUUUGGGCGUGAUCUUUUGUCGUUUGUGCCUGUUGUCCGUAAGAUAUCGCGAAGCCGGUUUCAGCAUAUACACAUAUAGCAUUGACGUGCCAUUUUUGUCCGAAUAAAACACUGCAAAUGUGUUCAAAUCAUGUGAUACCAAUAAAGAAAAA